CUGGAAAAGACUGGAGCGGUGCGUGUCAUGCGUGGAUAUAGAUGCAUAGAUGCGCUACAUUAUAUUUAUUUAUCUGUUUAUAACUUCUCACUUAUAUUUUUAUGCCUCCAAAUAUUUUGCAAUGAAAGCACAGCAGGAUAAAUUCAAACAGUAGAAAUGGAAGAGAGAUCGAGGAAAGAAGUUGAUAGUGCAAUCAUGACUGUCAUUAAACUUCGUAACGCCGCCGAGGACUCAACCAACAGGACAAAUAACAGACUUAUACACAUCGAUCAAUUAAAAACUCAAGAAGGGGAUUUAAAGACUUCAACAGAUGGACAGAUAGAGCGGAACAUUUUGUCUCGUGUCGACGAUCCACAAUUCUCUCACGAGUCAGAGGGGGAGGAUGUGUGUGUGCUUGGUAACAUUAGUAUAAAUGAGAGACGUAUGGUUUGUGUGGACUCUCACGAUGCUCCAGUGGACAAAGAAAACAUUAAUAACCCAAAAGAGUCAAGAACAGGACAAAGCUGUGAUGAUUCUGGUCUAGGUUGCCAGCAGAUAGACACAUUAGCCAGUGCUUCUGACAGUCAGCCUGAUAGGGAAUCCAGUACAGUGUUUGCACACAAUUUGGAUGAUGAGGAAAUAUUCCGAAGAGCAAAAGAGGAAGGACAGGUGUCCAUUGUUUUCCCAGGACGAAUCACACAGGACGGCUGCUGUAGAUUUGUUUGUGAACUUCUAAAGUGUGUCCUUUAUCAGCGACAACAGCUGCCCAUGACCUAUGACCAAUUGGUGUUCCUUCAGAAACAGCAGCAUAAUGCCACACAGUCAGAGCGUGUGGUGAACCAUCGGCCUGUAAAGAAUUCAGGCGGUAUGGAUUGGCGUCGUUGCCAGCGAACAUUGCAGGAGCUGGAUGAAGUGCUGGCUCACCUUGAAGCCCUGUACUCUCUUAGCCAAGUCCCCCGUGUGCUUUUCAUGCUUGGUGGGUCUACAAUCGUCCCCACCGAGCUGUAUGAGGUCAACAUGGAAGCAGUAGCCGUCGGGGCUGGGGAAAACAGUUUAAGGACCUCAGCAUGUCUAAGACAGGUCUUCCGCACACUCUUUGUGGCCGACUUGCUGUCGGAUGUGAAGUCUGUUCGUCUUAUGAACACCACCGUUAUGGCUCUGGGUCACAGGGAUUGUGGCGUGACUGGAUUAAAACCAAAACUAGAUUUUAGGGUUCCCACAAAAGUGAAACGACAGGUCAUCUCUAUAGCCAGUGAUUUGUCCCUCGUCGGGGAGCUGCAAAAAUGUAACAGGGACCUGGAGGAUUAUAUAUGGUUUCAGGUUCCUGCCACUGUCAAAGGUUUUUGUAAAUGAAAAUGUGUGACUGAGACAGAAAGGGAAUAAAGACAGAUUUCAGGGAAUGUUUGACAGUCACUCCAUUCUUAGGCAACUCAUUCAAUGACUGUCCGAAAAGAAUAAUGGCUGAUGCUUUUUUUUAAUACGCUUCAUUCAUGUGAAUGUUUUAAAACCUCAGAUUAUUUAUAACAAGUUUGUAUUAUCAUAAUAAUCCAUUUUUAUCUUGCUAUAUUUUACAGUAUAAAUCUUGGGAACAGAUUGGGAUGCUAGUGUGCAAGUAGCAGAUGCAUGUGAUCAGGGACUCAAAAUGUUACCCAUUCUUUUACUAUUCGUACCAUUGGGGAGGGCAGUUCAUUACUAGCUGCUUCGUGGGGGACUGUCCUUGCAAAGUCAUUUUGAUUUAAAAUCAUUUGCUAAAUGGCAGCUUCUGCUUUUUAUCUAUUAUUAAGAAUUUGUCUAUUCUGUUUUUUUUUUUGUUACAACUCAAAAGUCUAGCAGUAAAACUUGUUUAAAAGAAUAUAAUACAGU
This is a messenger RNA of Paramisgurnus dabryanus, 1842 nucleotides long. It is a transcript of the gene mad2l1bp, whose product is annotated as MAD2L1 binding protein. The record is from RefSeq and is a predicted model, not a curated record. Gene Ontology annotation, biological process: regulation of exit from mitosis. Lineage: Eukaryota; Metazoa; Chordata; Actinopteri; Cypriniformes; Cobitidae. Gene Ontology annotation, cellular component: nucleus.